Messenger RNA from Brassicogethes aeneus, 813 nucleotides. NCBI's taxonomy places the organism in Eukaryota, Metazoa, Arthropoda, Insecta, Coleoptera, Nitidulidae. The record is from the annotation of a GenBank genome assembly.
AUGAUUUUCAUAGUUUCAUGUUUAUACACAUUGUGUGCUGUAUACAGCACUAUAAUAGCAUACGAUCUUAAAGAAACAAAAAGUGAAGUGAUAAAAUUAAAGGGAGAUAUCUAUAGAGAGAAAAGAAAAUGUGAGUUAUUAAUGGAAAAAGUUGAACAACGAGUGGAAAAUGAAGAGAAAGUUAUUAAGAAUUUAAUUAUGGAGAAGGGAAAAGAAAAAAAGAAGUGCAGCCUUUUAUUGAAAGAAAAAAGUUUAAAUUUGAUCAUUUAUCAGUCCAAUUCGACAGGGCUGAAUACCGAAACCUUUUGCCUUGGAGUUACCACUGUUAGGAUACCAACAGGAAAAGGAAAAGGAAAAAAUUAUAAUAACUUUGAAGAAGAGUGCGCCAAACGUCAGGGGAUAAUAGUAAUUAACAAUAAAGACAAUUUAUGUUUGGCUCGCGCCUUGGUGGUAGCCAAAGCUUUUGUGGACAAGACCCCGAAAGCCUGUCUUAAAUUUCGAGAACAGAUGAUGACCACCACCAAUGUUUGUCCCUUUACCGAUGCCUGCACCAUAGCCUCCGCUUGCAAUAAAGUGUUUAGGAGAAAUUUUCUCAAACCAAACACCAUAGGUAUUAUUCCCAAAGGCGGCUAUCGAUUUAAAGACAAUCAAUCGCUUAUUGCUUUAAAAUGGCUUAUAUGGGAGGAGAAGGAGCGAAAAAUCGUCAUACAACAUGCUGCUAGGGGACAAGAGGCAAUUUUAUCGGGGCAUUUAUCAGUCCAAUUCGACAGGGCUGAAUACCGAAACCUUUUGCCUUGGAGUUACCACUGUUAG